Nematostella vectensis (starlet sea anemone) is the source of this 1087-nucleotide messenger RNA. Its product is annotated as C-factor. Gene Ontology annotation, molecular function: oxidoreductase activity, acting on the CH-OH group of donors, NAD or NADP as acceptor. The transcript has a single exon. The record is from RefSeq and is a predicted model, not a curated record. NCBI's taxonomy places the organism in Eukaryota, Metazoa, Cnidaria, Anthozoa, Actiniaria, Edwardsiidae. Bases 42 to 797 code for a protein of 251 amino acids.
UGAUUAUCGUAAAGGAUCAAAUAAAUCUUCCUGCCUUUAAAAUGGCUCUAUACCAGUACGAAAGUGUAUUUAUAACGGGCUGCAGCCGAGGUAUUGGCCUCGAAUUUGUGAAACAGUUUGUGUGUUUGGCAAAACCUCCAAAGCACAUUAUAGCGACGAGCCGGAAGAUAGACGAAGCGAGCGAAUUGUACAAACUCGGUCUAAUACACGACAACCUACACGUCUUCCAACUCGAUGUGACUAGUCCUGAAUCGAUUCGAGAAGCUACUGAGAAAGCCACCUCUAUUCUCCAAGGAUCUGGGCUCAGUCUGCUUAUUAAUAACGCCGGUUUGUUUGUGAAUAAAGGUCUAGACGAUAUUGAAGCGGAAGACAUGAUAGAAGUUUUCAAGACACAAACCGUAGCACCUCUUAUGAUAACGAAGAGUCUACUGGGGCUGCUAAAACAAGCAGCUAGGAGCAGCGUGCCGGACCUGAAGACUGGUAAAGCCCUGAUCGUCAAUAUCUCAUCAAAGACAUCUCUUAUCAGUGAUAACCACUCCGGAGGGAUGUACGCUUCGAGGGCGAGUAAAUGCGCAUUGAAUAUGGUGACCAAGUCAUUGUCUGUGGAUUUGAAAAAAGACGGGAUUUUGGCGGUGGCUGUCAACCCAGGCUUUGUCAAAACUCGAAAGGAAUUUAAAGAUGCUGCUCCACUCACCCCAGAGGAAAGCGUAUUAGCAAUGAUGAAAACGAUCGACUCGAUCGACGAGUCCAAAUCAGGACUGUGUUUGAAUUACUCGGGAGAAGUGUUGCAGUGGUAGACGUGGCGGGAGACUGUUUCUGGAGACUGUGAGAGUUCCCUACAGAAGAGCAGCAUGAUUUUUUGAAGAUCCUCUGGUACACAACAUUAGAAUCCUGUCAACAACUAGUUGACAGAACGAGGAUCAUCCAACAAAGAGCUAGAAAUAAACAGAAAUAAACAAUGACUAAAGGUUGCCUCAAUUCCAUGAUGGCAAAGGCAAUAAGUACUUUUUUUUAAUCAUGACCCCACCAGUGUCUUGGACCAUCUUUAUUAUGACCCUGCAUUAAUAAAUAAAAGCUGUUUCUAUAA